Molecule: messenger RNA, 2922 nt
Organism: Adineta steineri
Lineage: Eukaryota; Metazoa; Rotifera; Eurotatoria; Adinetida; Adinetidae
Source: the annotation of a GenBank genome assembly
AUGUUUAUCAUAGCAUUUAUAUCAUCAAGAGAAAGCAAUGCAGGUGAAACAGAUGAUGAACAACCAAAAAAUAUUCGAACGUGGGCAUCAUCAAUGGGUUCAAAUCAAAAUUCUCAAAAUUAUCUUUCAACAAAUUCCAAUUUAUUGUCAGUAGAUGAAAUUCCGGAAGAACGAGCAUGGUCAUCAGGUUUAAAUACACAAUCAGAUGAUUAUCUAAGUGAAGGUCCAACAAGAGAACAAAGAUUACUUCUUUCAAAAACUAAUAAAACUAAUCAAAAUUCUGUAAGAAGAGAUCCUCGUGGUGUUGAACAAAUUCUUUCUUAUAUUGAUCAACGUCGUCCACCACGAAAAAAACAUGUAUAUCGUUUAACUUGGCGAACAUUUAUUGGUACAAUGUCUGGAAUGAAUGAAAUAUAUAAUCGAGAAGAAUUUCAUAAAUAUCGUUUUUUAAUUAUAUUUAUUGAUUCAGUUUUUCGAGGUAUAAGUCAAGUUAUGUUUGCAAAUAAUCCAUUAUCAGGUCUUAUAAUAACAAUUGGAUUAUUUUAUGGAGAUUGGCAAUUAGCAUUUUAUGGACUUCUUGGAACAUCUGUAUCAACAUUAACAGCACAUAUUUUAGGAUAUAAUUAUAAUGCAAUUCGAUCGGGUUUAUAUGGAUAUAAUGGAUGUUUAACAGGAAUGGGUAUAGCUUAUUUUACAUUUCCACAAUCUCCACAAAUAAUUCCGGCAGUUAUACUUAUGUCAAUAUUUUCAUCAAUAUUUACAAUGUCUAUUGGAAAAGUUCUUGUUGAAAAAUUUGAAAUAUCUCCAUAUACAUUUAGUUUUCAAAUUUCAACAUGGAUAUGGUUACUUGGUUCAUUAAAAUAUCGAUAUUUUUUUCUUGAUGGACAAAUUUUAUCUCCAUCAUUAUUAACAACAUUCACUGAUAAACCAAAUUUAUUAAAUAUAUCAUAUCAAAUAUAUACAGUUGAAGAUAAUUUUGUUGGAUUUUUUGCAAGCAUAGCACAAGUAUAUUUUCUUGAUAAUCCAUAUACAGGUGCAAUUAUUCUUAUUGGUGUCUCGCUUUGUUCUCGAAUUUUAUCAUUUUUUGCAUUAUUUGGUGCUGUAACAAGUCAAUUAGCUGCAGCUUAUCUUUUAGGUUUAUCUCCUCAAGCAAUUCAUUCUGGAUUAUGGGGUUAUAAUGCUGUAUUAACAUGUGAAGCAUUAGGUGGAAUGUUUUUUGUCUUAUAUGGUUAUAAAAUUUGGAUAUUUACAUUAUAUGGUUCAUUAAUGACAUUACUUGUUCAAGCUUGUAUAUCAUCAUUUUUAAAUCCAGUUGGUAUGCCAACAUUAACAUUUCCAUUUACUUUUAUAUGUUGGAUAUUUUGUUUAUCAAGUGGUUCAAAAAAUCUUGUUCCUGUUAAAAUAACAUCAGUUAGUAUACCUGAAGAUCAUUAUCGUCGUUAUCGAACAUCUCAAUUAAUUAAAAAUCAAUUUUAUUUUUUAAGUCAUUUAACAACAUUUUCAUUUUCAGCAGAUGAAAAUUUAACAUGGGGAGAAUUAGCUAAAAUAAAAGAAGAAUUUAUUCCAAUAUUAAUGUGUUCAUAUGUUUAUAAAAAUGAUUUACAUUCACUUAAAAUGUUAUUUAAACAAACUACAAGUAGUAAAUCAACAGAUCAAUAUUAUCGUAGUCCAUUACAUAUAAGCUCGUGUCAAGGAAACUUUUUAAUAACUAAAUAUCUUAUUGAACAUGGUAAAUUAGAUGCUAAUGCAGAAGAUAAAUAUGGUAAUUCACCAUUGUUUGAUGCGCUAUGGAAUGGACAAUUCCAUUUACUUGCUUAUCUUUAUUAUCAUGGUGCAAGAUUACCUGGCGAUAAAGCACAAGAAUUAGCUUUUUAUUUAAAUGCAUUUGUUUAUGAAGAUAAUCUUGAUGCUAUUCAAUGUUUAAUUUCAUGUGGAUUAAAUCCGAAUAAUGGAGAUUAUGAUGGAAGAAAUGCUUUACAUUCAGCAAUAAUUACAAAUCAGUUUAAUAUUGUUUGUUUUCUUGUAAAAAAAACUCAAAUUUGGUUUGAUUUAACUGAUCAUUCACAAAAAACACCUUUAAAUUAUCUUACAAAUUUAUCUGAUUUUAAAAUAAAAAAUUAUUUAUUUGAUAAAAUACAAAAUAAUUAUAAUCCAUUGAAAAUUUCAUCAGAAAAAUUACCAACAUUUUCAAAAAAAUCAGUUCAUGCGAAAGAAGAUAAAGAUGAAAAGACAAAUCCAACAAAUAUUGAUGAAAUUUUAUUUCCCUCACUUUUCUGGAUAAUUUCAGCUCAAAAUGAUAAAAAUAAAAUAAAAAAUUUUCUUGAACAAUUUUCUCAUUUAAAUAUAUUGGAUUGUGUUGAUUAUGAUUAUCGUUCUGUUUUACAUGUUGCUGCUGCUGAUGGAAAUUUAGAAGUAAUUCAAUUCUUAGCAGAAAUUUCUUCAAAAGAACAGUUUCAACAAAUUCUUUUACGAGAAGAUCGAUGGGGAUUUGCUCCAUUAGAUUAUGCAUAUCAAAAUGAUCAUUUUCAUAUAUCUCAAUUUUUAAAUGAAUAUAUGGAUAAUAAUAUAUCUCCUCCGACAAUUAUUCAAUUGGAUAAUCAAAAUCAAAUUGUGAAUUUAUUUAAAAAAUGGUUUAAAAUCCAUCUUUUUCAAAGAUUAGCUAGUUCAGGACAAGCUCAAAGAAUUCAAGGACUUUUUAUUCAAAAUUAUUUUCAUUCAAAUCAACUUUAUGAUGAUUAUCAUCAACGAACACCAAUGCAUAUUGCUGCAGCAAAUGGACAUUUAAAGGUUGUACAAAUUCUUCUUCAAUAUGGAUAUGAUGGUAUUACACAGAAAGAUCGAUGGGGAUUUUAUCCGAUUGAUGAAGCAAGAAAAAACUAUUUUUAUGAAAUUGUAAACGAAUUACAACAAAAUACUUUAUAA